AUGACCGACUACAGCACAAUGUUCGAAGAUACCAGAUUGACAGCUUAUCUGAUCCUACUAAAGUAUUAUGUGAUUCCUAGGACCAGACUACGAGCCCUUAUAUCGCGGAUUCUUGGGAAGCAAGAACCCACACUUCAGCAUAUGCUCGCCAAUGCCACGAUCCGAUGGUUAUCAUCUACGCUAUCGAUACACCAAUUCAGAGCUCUCAGCUCUGGCCAGUGUGAUGCAACUGCUCUGCUGCAGAACUGCCCGACUCUACUCGAGGAGAAAGCCAGGGCCGAAACGAUCAUGGGAGACGACUAUCGGGGGCAUUACCUGGUCAAAUAUCCCAAUCCGACACACAUCAUAUUCUAUGUGUACGGAGGCGGCUUUGUCAGCGGUUCGGCAGGAUCCGUGAUGCCGUAUCUGCUACAAUUGAGCAUUGAGCUUCAGGCCCGGGGCUUCAAAGCUGACAUGUUCGUUGCGGAGUACGACCUCGCCCCAGAGUAUCCCUACCCCAGUGCUCUGAGGCAAGUCGUCUCAGCAUAUAGAUACAUCGCCAGUCGGAAUUUGCCCAUCAUUCUGGCUGGUGACUCGGCUGGGGGAAAUCUCUGCUUUGGGCUACUUCGACACCUGGUCAUGCCUCACCCGAGUAUUCCACCACUCAUGCAAACUCAGGGAGAGACCGGAAGUAUCGCGGUAACUUGCCUGAACAGUCCCUGGGUCAAUUUGCGAAACAAUGGGGAAUCAUACCGGCAGAAUGCGAACCAGGAUUGUCUGGAUAAGGGCGCUCUCGACCGUUGGCGGAAAGCAUAUCUUGAUGGGAAGCCUCUGGAUGAGUAUGCAAACCCCAUAGAUUGCUUAGAUGGUUGGAAAGAGAUUCUGCCCAAGAACACGCUCUUUAUAGCCGGCGACCUGGAGCUCUUUGUCGCCGACAUACAAAAGCUGGCUCAGAACAUCCUCAAAUUAAGUCUUCCCACUAUACGCCUUUGGUGA
Fusarium mangiferae is the source of this 975-nucleotide messenger RNA. RefSeq lists its product as uncharacterized. The coding region runs from base 1 to 975 and encodes 324 amino acids. The transcript has 4 exons. The record is from RefSeq and is a predicted model, not a curated record. Lineage: Eukaryota; Fungi; Ascomycota; Sordariomycetes; Hypocreales; Nectriaceae. Gene Ontology annotation, molecular function: hydrolase activity.